Messenger RNA from Baudoinia panamericana UAMH 10762, 825 nucleotides. RefSeq lists its product as uncharacterized. Gene Ontology annotation, cellular component: cytoplasm. Gene Ontology annotation, molecular function: cysteine-type deubiquitinase activity. The transcript has 2 exons. Gene Ontology annotation, biological process: protein deubiquitination; ubiquitin-dependent protein catabolic process. The coding region runs from base 1 to 825 and encodes 274 amino acids. Lineage: Eukaryota; Fungi; Ascomycota; Dothideomycetes; Mycosphaerellales; Teratosphaeriaceae. The record is from RefSeq and is a predicted model, not a curated record.
AUGGCGUCCACGGAGCAGGUGAAGAUCGAUCCUCAUGGCACCUCAGUGGCGCCGGCAGCCACGAAACCAAAGCACUUCAUACCGCUGGGAAGCAAUCCCAACUCAGGCACAACCAUUGCAGAGAACAACCCCGAAGUAAUGAGCACCCUCCUCCACAAGCUCGGCCUCUCCCCAACCCUCCAAUUCCACGACGUCUUUAGCAUCGACGACCCAGACCUCCUCGCCUUCGUCCCUCGACCAGCCUACGCGCUCCUCCUCGUCUUUCCCGUAAGCGACACAUACGAGAAGUUCCGACACGCUGAGGAUAAAGAUCUGCCGGAGUACGAGGGCAGUGGGGCAGGAGAGAAGGUGGUGUGGUAUAAGCAGACGAUACGGAAUGCGUGUGGGCUAAUGGGAUUGCUGCAUGGUGUCUCGAAUGGGCCCGCGCGAGCAUUUGUGCAAGGUGGCAGUCAGCUGGAUAAAUUAAUCGAAGAGGCUGUACCGCUCAAACCUCGUCAACGAGCAGAGUUGGUAGAGCACUCGGACGCAUUGGAGUCUGCGCACGCUGAAGCAGCGGUGAUUGGGGAUACGGCUGCACCUGCCGCGGAAGAUGAUGUGGACUUGCAUUAUGUGUGUUUUGUUAAGAGUGAGAAGGAUGGGCAUUUGUAUGAGAUGGAUGGGAGGAGGAAGGGGCCGCUAGAUCGCGGCACACUGGAUGCGGAGGAGGAUGUGUUGAGUGAGACGGCUUUGAAUAAGGGUGUAAGGGCGUUCUUGAAGAGGGAGGAGGAGGCGGGUGGUGGGGAGUUGAGGUUCAGUCUUAUUGUGCUUGCGCAAUCGUUGGAUUAG